Molecule: messenger RNA, 2282 nt
Organism: Carassius gibelio (silver crucian carp)
Lineage: Eukaryota; Metazoa; Chordata; Actinopteri; Cypriniformes; Cyprinidae
Product: MAPK/MAK/MRK overlapping kinase
Exons: 12
Coding region: 516-1766 (416 amino acids)
Biological process (GO): intracellular signal transduction; protein phosphorylation
Cellular component (GO): cytoplasm; nucleus
Molecular function (GO): ATP binding; protein serine/threonine kinase activity
Source: RefSeq, a predicted model, not a curated record
AAUACAAUAAUUUUACACGAUUGAAAAAAAAAUCAAACAGAACGAUAUUUAAACCCGAUAAUAGUAAUAAUUAUGAUGAUAAUAAUAACACAGAUGUAAAACACGACGUGGUGAUGCGACAGCUGUUCGGUUUAUUUAUUUAGAUUCACGAAACGCGUUGAAAUGAGUCUGGAGCGGGAACGCACUCGAUCCGAGCACAAGACUCUGUCUCUGUCACACAGAGGUGAGGAUUAAUCUGAGAUAUCGAUGAUAUGAAUGUGAUAUUAACGGUGAUCGGUGAAGAGCGCGACCUCUGGCUGCGGGUCAGGGUUCAGGCGCGCGUCGUUGCCAUGGAGACCGAAGGCGCUGACGCUUCACCGAUCGAUGAAACGAAUCUGUAGCGAAUCAAAGCUUGUUUUUGUUCUGAUUAAAGGAGAAUCAAAGCUUGUUUUUGUUCUGAUUAAAGGAGAAUCAAAGCUUGUUUUUGUUCUGAUUAAAGGAGAAUCAAAGCUGACAUGCGACGGAACGCCUGAGGAAUGAACAAUUACAGAACCAUCCGGAAGAUCGGAGAGGGAACGUUUUCUGAAGUUAUGAAGGUCCAGAGUCUGAAGGACGGAAAACUUUACGCCUGUAAAACCAUGAAACAACCCAUCGAGAGUGUGGAUCAGGCUCACAGUCUCAGGGAGGUUCAAGCCAUGAAGCGUUUGGGUCCCCAUCCCAACAUCCUGCAGCUUCAUGAGCUCGUUUAUGAUAAAGACACAGGAACGCUGUCACUCAUCUGUGAACUCAUGGACAUGAACAUAUACGAGUUUAUUAAAGGCCGCCAGUGUCCUCUAGCAGAGAGUAAAGUCAAGCACUACAUGUUCCAGCUGUGCCGCUCUCUGGAUCACAUGCACAGUCAAGGCAUAUUCCACAGAGACGUGAAGCCUGAGAACAUCUUGAUCAAAAAUGAUGUGCUGAAGCUGGCAGACUUCGGCUCCUGCAGGAGCAUCUUCUCCAGACCUCCUCACACGGAGUACAUCUCCACACGCUGGUACCGAGCACCCGAGUGCCUGCUGACCGACGGACACUACUCCCAGAAGAUGGACGUCUGGAGCGCCGGAUGUGUCUUCUUCGAGAUCCUCAGUCUGAGCCCUUUAUUCCCCGGCCGGAAUGAGUUAGACCAGGUCAACAAGAUCCACGAUGUGCUGGGCACGCCGGACAUCAAGCUGCUGCAGAAGUUCAAACAGUCUCGUGCGAUGCGCUUUGAUUUCCCUCCUCGCAAAGGCUGUGGGAUUUCCCAUCUGAUCCCUCAGUGCUCUGCAGCUGGGCUGUCUCUGCUGCACCAGAUGCUGACCUAUGACCCCGAGGAGCGCAUUAGCGCCCGCGCAGCACUGCAGCACCCCUGCUUCAGAGACCUGCGGAUGUCUGAGAGGAAAGCAGUGAGUCUGCGGAAGGCACUCGGAGCUGUAGAAGGAGAAUCCAGCGGGAUUCCUGCAUCCGUGGAUCAGCUGUGGAGAAUCGCGCGGCAGGGAAGACGACAGCAUCUCAAGUUCGCCGGUGACCCGCUCAGCCGACGAAACGCCUCGCAUUUCCCUCUGGAGCUACCAAAACUCAAUGUGGUGGGCCCCACGCCCAGCAUCCCUUACCCAGUGUCCAGCUUCCCAGCGCUGACCGCUUCACACCGCGCCUCUCUGCCUGCCAUCUCCAAGAAGUGCCACUCUCGUCUGGCUAAACCCAAAGAAGAGCCACACCGUGUCAAGAGCUACUACAUGCCUCCGCUGGAGCGCCGUCCAGACCAGUGCUGACCACUGAAGACAUUCACACCCGCCGUCUGUCUCUGGUUCCAGUGGGCUGGCUUCAACAGACCAAAAACAUCAAGAGUUAAAUGUCACAUUACAUAAUAAAAGUCACAAAGACACAAAGAAACAUGCAGUUUUCAAACCAGUACAAGAUGAUAUUUGCAUGGGUUUCCUGGCUGACCAUCUGUCUCAGAUCAUCUGACCUAACCGCAGUUUAUUUGUUUCAGAUUGUUGAAAGCAGAUUCUAUAGAAAUGGAUGUAACAAAUGUAGAAUGUGAUUGUGCUGCUUUCCAUUAGACCCAGAGCAGACCAAUGAAUCUCGAAACGAGACGGAUUACAGCAGAGAGAGCACGUGCCAUUCCAGCUGCGUAUUCCUGGUGUUACUCUACUUUUAUAUUUGCACAGACUUUCGUGAAUAUUAUGGGAUGAAAGUUAAACAGGACCAUGAGCAGCACUGGUUUGCUAUUGAGAGACAUUUCCACAAGUGGACUUCAUAGUCGUGAAUAAAGGUGUUUAACUGAA